This is a messenger RNA of Mesorhabditis belari, 1023 nucleotides long. The record is from the annotation of a GenBank genome assembly. NCBI's taxonomy places the organism in Eukaryota, Metazoa, Nematoda, Chromadorea, Rhabditida, Rhabditidae.
AUGGUCACUGCGUUGAAGGGCCGAGAAAAAGAAUUCGACACGAUUUGUGACAAUGUCCGCAAAGCGAUUGCCACCAGUCAGCCCAUUACUUUCUACCUCAGCGGUUUGCCGGGAACAGGAAAAACGGCGACGGUAUACCGAGUGAUUGAAGCGCUUUCCGAUGUCACAACCUCGGUUUUUAUCAAUUGUGCGUCGGUGAAUACUUUGAAAGAUCUCACUACUGCACUCAUCUCCCCCGCCGAGUCGCCGAAAAAGAAGACAAGGGGCCGUCCACCCAGCUUGGCUAAAAUUGCCGAGGCUCUUUCAAAACCAAUGCUCGUGAUUUUGGAUGAGAUUGAUCAUCUCAGCUCUUCAACUUUACUAUAUUCCGUGUUUCGGUGGCCACAAGAAGUAUCAUGGAAGCUUAUUGUGAUUGGUAUUGCCAAUUCGAUUGAUCUGACUGAAAGAUUGCUGCCCAAGCUUAAGCUCACCAUUCCACCAAUUACUCUUCCCUUUGCACCAUACAAUAAGGAUCAAUUAAAAGAUAUCAUUGCUGAAAAGUUGCAAGACGAGAAUUCAAUGGACAAGACUUCUCUUGAAUUGUGUGCAAGGAAAAUUGCAGCUGUUAGCGGUGAUGCCCGAUCGGCUGUGCGUGUGAUCAAGCAAGCAAAAAGUGUUACGGCGACACCUACGACGCGCGAGGUAUUGGGCGUACUGAACUCGGUCUAUGCAUCACCACUUUCACGUGCUCGUCUUCCCCUUCAAUCACAAGUCUUAUUGGCCGUUUGUCUGCGCAUAAGCAACAACAAGAAGACGGCUCUCACAAGAUUCGCCCUCUACAACGCUUAUUCAAAAGCCUGUACAGAGCUUAACAUUCCCGCCGUAAAGGGUGAUGAUCUCGAGACGGCGUGGGGAAACAUUGAAUCACAAAGUCUUGCAUCUGUCGAUAAAGCUGGAAGGAUUCGACUACAGAUCGACGCUUCCACUGCUCGCUCAGUCAUCGCCAAUAGUCACAUGAUUUCACAAAUUGAUGAUCUCAACUUG